Ailuropoda melanoleuca (giant panda) is the source of this 1578-nucleotide messenger RNA. RefSeq names its product nectin-2-like. The transcript has 3 exons. Gene Ontology annotation, cellular component: apical junction complex; focal adhesion; plasma membrane. The record is from RefSeq and is a predicted model, not a curated record. The coding region runs from base 464 to 820 and encodes 118 amino acids. NCBI's taxonomy places the organism in Eukaryota, Metazoa, Chordata, Mammalia, Carnivora, Ursidae. Gene Ontology annotation, molecular function: cell adhesion molecule binding. Gene Ontology annotation, biological process: positive regulation of natural killer cell mediated cytotoxicity directed against tumor cell target; homophilic cell-cell adhesion; positive regulation of T cell receptor signaling pathway.
GGCGCCCCCCCUCAUUCAUUUUUCAAACAAAUACUUGCCGACUUCCUUCUGAGAACACUGUUGACGACACAGAUCUCAUUUUUUCCCUCACAUUGCUCACAGUGGGAUAGUUAUUGAAUGAUAUCAAAAAUAAUGUUUCAGAUACAAACUCAGUAAGUGCCCCAAGAGGGAAGAACAGCUAGAUAUAACCAUAUAUCAGGAGUCCCUAAUCCUCCUGGAGGAUCAGGGAGGCUUCCUGGAAGAAGAUAAAUUCAUGGGAUGAAUAGGAGUUAGCUGGGCAUGGGGGGCACAGGGGGGCAACAGAAAGGGAGAUCGAGCAGAGAAAAGAGCGUCUGCAUUGAUCCUGGGAUAGGAGGGCUUCUCGGGUCUGAGACUCCACUUGACCUAUGUCCUGCCCAACAGUCUGGAGGGGCCUCCCUCAUACAAGCCACCAACCCCCAAGGCGAAGCUGGAGGAGCCCGAGAUGCCUUCCCAGCUCUUCACGCUUGGGGCCUCAGAGCACAGCCCACUCAAGACCCCCUACUUUGAUGCUGGCGUCUCAUGUGCUGAACAGGAUAUGCCUCGAUAUCAUGAGCUGCCCACCUUGGAAGAGCGGUCGGGGCCCCUGCUCCUGGGGGCCACGGGCCUGGGGUCCCCCAUCCUGGUGCCUCCAGGGCCACCGGCUGUGGAGGGGGUUGCCCUGGACUUAGAGGAUGAUGAGGAAGAGGAGGAAGACUAUCUAGAUAAUAUCAACCCCAUCUAUGAUGCCCUGUCCUACUCCAGCCCCUCUGAUUCCUACCAGAGCAAAGGCUUUGUCAUGUCCCGAGCCAUGUAUGUGUGAGCUGCCAUGGCCCUGGCCUCUCACCUUUCACUUUUUGAUUCCUCCACUUUCUGCCAGGGAUCUAGUGCCCCCUGACCUCUGACAAGACCACAGUAUGUUAACACACAAAAAUGCAUCUCAUCUUUGACUUCUGCCUUGGUGGCUCCACUGUGACCUCUAAUCCAUGAUCUCUGACCCAGAGAAACCAGUAAUGACAACAGAAACCUGGUAACCUUAUCUCACAUGGGGGUGGGGGAGUAUGUUCCUGCACAGCCUCUGACCUAAGGACUCCUAAGACCUUAAAUCAUACCUCUCACGUCCCAUCAUCUCCAGACUCCCCCAAAUCCCAAAGAAGACCCCAGACCUCUGAGUUGUCCUCAGGCAGUAAAAUCUCAAUAGUUCUGCUGGGGUAGGUGUUGGGGGUACCCUGUUGCUCAGACCUGAGCCCUCCAGGCAGCAGAGCCCCACUCACCCCCUCCCCAUCCUGUGUUCCCCAAAGGCAAGAGGAAAGGGAAUCCCCGGCCCAAGGCAGAGCUUCCCCAUCUCCUCCCUCCUGCAGGCAGGAGUCUCAGGGCCCAGACCCUUCCCUGAGCCCCCACUACCCCAAUUCCUGUCUACAGGGAAUUAAGCCCCAGUCCAGGACUAGAUGGGGUAAGCCUCAUGGGGUGUGCCUUUCCGGCCCCAGCCUUAGAAGAAGAAUUUGCUGUUAUUUGAAGACUACUGAGUCCUUUUACUCCUGCCCAGUGAGAUGGGACCCAAAAAUCUCCUGGCCGGGGGGG